Messenger RNA from Nicotiana tabacum (common tobacco), 1356 nucleotides. RefSeq lists its product as uncharacterized. Gene Ontology annotation, molecular function: nucleic acid binding. The record is from RefSeq and is a predicted model, not a curated record. NCBI's taxonomy places the organism in Eukaryota, Viridiplantae, Streptophyta, Magnoliopsida, Solanales, Solanaceae.
AUGGACCUUAAAGCUGCGGGCGAGAAAACACUCUUGCAGUUGAAUGAGUUGGAUGAGUUCAGGCUACACUCUUAUGAAAAUGCUAAGUUUUACAAAGAAAAGACAAAAAGAUGGCAUGACAAGCAUAUCAAACCACAUCACUUCGAGUUGCUUGAAAAGGAUGUAACUUUCAAUUUUGAUAAAGCCUACCUCAAGGAAUUUGAAGAACUCAAAAAGAAGUUGGUGGCUACUCCAAUUAUUGUGGCACCAAAUUGGUCCUUACCAUUUGAACUUAUGUGUGAUGCAAGUGACCAUGCUAUUGGGGCAGUGCUAGUCCAGAGGAAAGACAAGGUAUUUGAUGUAGAAAUACGAGAUCGAAAGGGCACAUUGAGCCAAGUAGCUGACCGUCUAUCAAGGCUGGAAAAUCACGACCACGUGGAUGAGGGUGGCCAAAUUAAUGAAAUAUUUCAUGAUGAGCAACUUUUUGCUAUCACCCAAGACCCUCUCCCAUGUUACGCGGACUAUGUGAAUUAUUUAGUGAGCGGUGUACUUUCGUCUGAAAUUGAAUCUGAAGCUAGAAAGUGGUUUCUACAUGAUGUAAACUUCUACUAUUGGGAUGAGCCAUAUUUGUACAAGCAGUGUGCUGACCAAAUGAUGAGAAGAUGCAUACCUGAAAAAGAGGUCGAACUAGUGUUGUAUGAUUGUCAUGCAUCACCCUAUGGGGGCCAUCACGGGGGCAUUAGAACAACUGCAAAGUUGUUGAAUAACCUUCUAGCUAAGUAUGAAGUCCGUCAUAGAGUUGCGACGGCAUAUCAUCCUCAAACAAAUGGACAAGAUGAGGUGUCUAAUAGAGAAAUAAAGCAAAUAUUAGAGAAGACUGUGAGUGUGAAUAUAAAAGAUUGGUCUGUAAAGUCAGAUGAUGCCUUGUGGGCAUAUAGAAAUGCAUACAAAACGCCAAUUGGGGCGUUACUGUAUAGGCUAGUUUAUGGGAAGGCUUGUCACUUGCCUGUUGAACUUGAACACAAAGCAUAUUGGGCUAAUAAGAAGUUAAAUAUGGACCUUAAAGCCGCCGGCGAGAAGACAGUCUUGCAGUUGAAUGAGUUGGAUGAGUUCAGGCUACACUCUUAUGAAAAUGCUAAGUUUUACAAAGAAAAGACAAAAAGAUGGCAUGACAAGCAUAUCAAACCACAUCACUUCGAGCCAGGCCAACAUGUAUUAUUGUUCAAUUCUAGAUUAAAUCUAUUGCCUUGGAGGUUAAAAUCGAGAUGUUCAGGCUCGUUUGAGGUAGUGAGAUUCACUCCUUAUGGUGCAAUUGAGCUGCGAGCUUUGAAUGGUGAAAUACAAUUUUUGGUGAAUGGACACAGAGUAAAGCAUUAA